Messenger RNA from Budorcas taxicolor (takin), 684 nucleotides. RefSeq names its product potassium voltage-gated channel interacting protein 4 (gene KCNIP4). Gene Ontology annotation, molecular function: potassium channel regulator activity; calcium ion binding. Gene Ontology annotation, cellular component: voltage-gated potassium channel complex. Bases 43 to 684 code for a protein of 213 amino acids. Gene Ontology annotation, biological process: regulation of potassium ion transmembrane transport. The transcript has 8 exons. The record is from RefSeq and is a predicted model, not a curated record. NCBI's taxonomy places the organism in Eukaryota, Metazoa, Chordata, Mammalia, Artiodactyla, Bovidae.
UACACUCAGAACAGCACCAAGCGCAGCAUUAAAGAGCGGCUCAUGAAGCUCUUGCCCUGCUCAGUUGCCAAAACGUCGUCUCCUGCUGUUCAAAACAGCGUGGAAGAUGAACUGGAAAUGGCCACCGUCAGGCAUCGGCCCGAGGCUCUCGAGCUUCUGGAAGCCCAGAGCAAAUUUACCAAGAAGGAGCUCCAGAUUCUUUACAGAGGAUUUAAGAAUGAAUGUCCCAGCGGGGUUGUUAAUGAAGAUACCUUCAAAGAGAUUUACUCGCAGUUCUUUCCACAGGGAGACUCUACAACAUACGCACAUUUUCUGUUCAAUGCAUUCGAUACGGACCACAAUGGAGCUGUAAGUUUUGAGGAUUUCAUCAAAGGUCUUUCUAUUUUGCUUCGGGGGACAGUACAAGAAAAACUCAACUGGGCGUUUAAUUUGUAUGACAUAAAUAAAGAUGGCUACAUCACUAAAGAAGAAAUGCUUGAUAUAAUGAAAGCAAUAUACGAUAUGAUGGGUAAAUGUACAUAUCCUGUCCUCAAAGAAGAUGCUCCCAGACAACAUGUUGAAACAUUUUUCCAGAAAAUGGACAAAAACAAAGAUGGAGUCGUUACCAUAGACGAAUUCAUCGAAAGUUGUCAAAAAGAUGAAAACAUCAUGCGCUCCAUGCAGCUCUUUGAAAAUGUGAUUUAA